AUGCGGUUCGGGGACGGCUACACUGUGAUCGUGAGGGUGGGCGGCUCGCCCCCCGCUCUGGGCCCCGUGGAGGAGUUUGUCCACGAGACCUUCCCCGGUAGCGUACUGAAGGAGAAGCACCACAACACGCUGCAGUACCAGCUCCCCCACAGCGAGGGCGCUCUGGCCAGCAUCUUCAGCCAGUUCACCACUCAUCAGCAGAGGCUGGGCGUGGAGGACUACUCUGUCUCCCAGACCACACUGGAUCAGGUCUUUGUCAACUUUGCGAGGUACCAACAUGAGGAGGACAACCAUGCUACUUAUGACAACAAAGUGGACGUGUCCGACGAAAUGCCAAUGGAAGCUCGGAAAUCACCUGUCCCAGAGAGCGUCUGAGUCCCAACGUUCACCUCAUAUUCCAUCACUGAACAGCACCUAGCGCUGUAUAUCUCAGGUCUAAGCUUGUAGAUAGCUUUCGUUUGUUUUACUUGUGCCAUCUGUCAUAAUAAUAUUAUUGUAUGUUAUCAGGCAAAUGUUAACCGUAAAUAACAUAUAUAAUACAACUGCACACCUAGCAGAGCGAAAUAAUGGCAAGUAAAUGGUUGGUAAGUGAUUAGUCUAAUUGCUUCAUCAGUGUAUAGAUUUAGUCCAUGCAGUUAUUUUCUGGAAUUGCUUUAAUAUGAUGAAAAACAGCCACACUUAAUCGUGGUGUGGUGAAACACAGAUUUCCUCAGACCUUGUUAUGUUUGCCAAAUGACAUGGCUUGGAAACAGCUCUUCCUCAAAGGUCCUUGACAUUCUCUUACGAUUAUUGCAAUUGUUCCACUAGCUAUUGAUGACAUUUAAUGCUUCCCAAAUGGCACCCUAUUCCCUAUAUAGUGCCCUACUUUUGACCAGAUCCCUAUCGGUCUUCCAGGACCAUAUCCUCUCCUUCAUUCCAAAAUUAGAAUGGCAUGCCCCACUUUGCAAAAUAUGCAUUGAGUGCAAUACAGAGUCGAGAGCCUUCCAGUGUGUACUUGCAGGAUAAAGUGUGCAUUCAAUAUAGCCUAUCCCCUGACUCAGGAACUCUCUGUAGAGCUGUAAAGAUAUAUUUGUUUGCAUUUGCAUUGUUUACGUUCGACAAUACCCUUGUAGAUAUGCGUAUAAUACAACUAUAUACGGGAGAAAAUGCAGGUAGUUAUUUUUUAACAAUGGUGAAACCACACCAAGCACUUUGUCAGUUUUCCUACAUUACCUCGCAGGUGCACUUAGCAAUUUCUACCUAAAGCAAAUAACUUCUCUGUAUAUGUGUGUGUCCCUCAUGGGCACUAGGGUUUACUUUGAGAGCCCAAUGUAAUUUGUAUGCCGUUCAAUGUCCCCCGCAUUACUAUUUUGUUCAUUGCAAAGAAUAAGGAAUCCUAUUUGUACUGAAUAUUGCUUUA
Molecule: messenger RNA, 1399 nt
Organism: Coregonus clupeaformis (lake whitefish)
Lineage: Eukaryota; Metazoa; Chordata; Actinopteri; Salmoniformes; Salmonidae
Product: phospholipid-transporting ATPase ABCA1
Exons: 3
Coding region: 1-375 (124 amino acids)
Biological process (GO): phospholipid efflux; transmembrane transport
Cellular component (GO): membrane; intracellular membrane-bounded organelle
Molecular function (GO): phosphatidylserine floppase activity; phosphatidylcholine floppase activity; ABC-type transporter activity
Source: RefSeq, a predicted model, not a curated record